AAAUAUACCCACACACAGAAACCGACUCAGAGAAUGAAAGGGAGGACAACAGAGACAGACAUGCGCCUAUUCAAAUGAACAGAACACAAUAAUCACAAAAGAUCGUGCUGGUUCUGCUUCUUCCCUCUCACUCUCACCUCUGUGUUAGUGUAGCAGCUAUGCAGAGUGAGAUUCGUAUGCGAUGGCCGUGCUGAGAAUGGCUCAGCCUCAGCAUAACAAUGGCAACAACAACAACAACAACAGCAGCAACAGCAACAGUGUGAGCGAGCACUUGGUCAAACCGGUCCUCCAUGAUUUUCUAGGCAUGAAGCCAAAUGAUAAUUCACCUAAAACCGCCGAUAUGAGGUUGUCGGAAGUGUCGACAACCCUGUCUGUUGCCGCCUCUUCCGCCGGUACACGUGGCCCCUUCUCCACCACCUCUGACAUCGGUUCUGAAAAACAGGUAGGAAAUCAUCUUGAGGGAGUUCCAUUCUAUGGUCCUAGGAGUGAUUUUUCUGGCAGUGAGAUGCCUAACAGACUAGUGGGAAACAAGAGAAGUAAUUCUGAUUCUACUUUUAUGGGUUCCUCCCGAGAUGCCUUUCAAAUGGUCCCUGACUCCUUUCAAAACUCACAUAUGAUGAAGGUACUCCGGAAUGCUGCUGGAGGAGAGAGGUCUAGAAGGGCCAAUGAUGAUGAAGUGUUACUUGGUAUGCAGUCACCGAAGCCAACUUCUGCUUCUCAGAUAUUUCAGCCUCCCACCAGUAGUAAGAUUGAUGCCAAUAAAUGGGAACGAUCUAUUCUCAUGAAUGUUGGCCCUUCCAUGCAUCAUCCACCGCGUGGGGGACAAUUGACACCUUUUGUACACCAAAUAGCUUCAAACAAGAUUAGGGAUACCAAUGCUGGUCCUUCAUUUAUCUCUCAGCCAGCAGCUGAUGAAGGAUCUAGAACUGGAAUCAAGGGCCUUGGAAUUUUAAGUUCUAUAAACGCAACUGCUACUGCCACUGAGAAAACUUCUUCUGCAGCGCUGCUUGGUGGAAGUAGGCCAAAGCCUCCAACUAAUAUAAUAGAGUCAUCUGUACCUCAAAGCAGUCAACAUGGGCUAACAUCUGCCAGCCGCCAGAUGACUAUUUUUUAUGGAGGUCAAGCUCAUGUUUUUGAUGAUGUCCACCCUCAUAAGGCAGAUGUUAUAAUGGCUUUGGCUGGGUCAAAUGGUGGAUCUUGGUCAACAGCAUUCUCGCCGAAAUCUGCUGUAAAGCUGGUUAAUGGUAGUAACUUGCACAGUGGAGAAAAUGAAACAGGUAUAGUGAGUAAUGUCCCAUUCCCACAAGAGCUUCAUGGGAGAUUGUCUAUCAUUGGCAGUUCUAGCCAUGCCAUUGGACCUGGUGAUCGAGUAUCUACUCUUGCAGGGGGACACCAAGGAAGCAUUUUAGCUAAAGAAACAAGAAAUCCGGUUCAAGCAACAGAUGCCAGUUCUGAAGACAAAAGAGCACAGUGAUAUUGAGUUUGAGGUUGAAAGGUUCUGUUACUAUUUAUUCGAAGGCUCAAGAAUUUUCUCUUUAUUCUGAAUACUAGUGGGUGCAUCCUCUUUUGUCAAAUUUUCUUCUGAUCUUUUAACUUAUUAUUAUUCCCCUUAUUUAGUCUUUUUUCUUUAUGUGGGAAGCAAGAGCAGGAUGUUUGUUUAAAGAGGCCUAACAGAGA
Molecule: messenger RNA, 1677 nt
Organism: Gastrolobium bilobum
Lineage: Eukaryota; Viridiplantae; Streptophyta; Magnoliopsida; Fabales; Fabaceae
Product: protein TIFY 8-like
Exons: 7
Coding region: 182-1474 (430 amino acids)
Biological process (GO): response to wounding; regulation of defense response; regulation of jasmonic acid mediated signaling pathway
Cellular component (GO): nucleus
Source: RefSeq, a predicted model, not a curated record